Molecule: messenger RNA, 803 nt
Organism: Lipotes vexillifer (Yangtze River dolphin)
Lineage: Eukaryota; Metazoa; Chordata; Mammalia; Artiodactyla; Lipotidae
Gene: SEC61B
Product: SEC61 translocon subunit beta
Exons: 4
Coding region: 313-603 (96 amino acids)
Biological process (GO): intracellular protein transport
Cellular component (GO): Sec61 translocon complex
Source: RefSeq, a predicted model, not a curated record
AGUAACUGCCGGAAAAAAUUUCUCGUCUCAUCAUGGCUAGAUCCUCCCAUUGGUUGAGACUGGACUCUAGGAAGGACGCUGUGAUCCAAAGGAAAAAAUACAUGAGGUCUGUAAUUCCCAUACAGCAGCUCACAGGGUCUCCUCUUGCAAAAUUCCUACAGGCAUAUCGUAGGACAGCCCAGGCGUCCCUGGAGUCAGCGAGGACCCUGCCAGCAGGUCUGGGGGCGGGACCUGAGUCAGUCCCUCCGGCCGCCUGGCUCCACCGCUUCUCCGCUGUCCACUUCAGCUUCCUGCCACCCUCCUGUCUCCAGCAUGCCUGGUCCGACCCCCAGUGGCACUAACGUGGGCUCCUCCGGCCGCUCUCCCAGCAAAGCAGUGGCCGCCCGGGCGGCGGGAUCCACAGUCCGGCAGAGGAAAAAUGCCAGCUGCGGAACGAGGAGCGCAGGCCGCACGACCUCAGCAGGCACUGGGGGCAUGUGGCGAUUCUACACAGAAGAUUCACCGGGGCUCAAAGUUGGCCCUGUUCCAGUAUUGGUUAUGAGUCUUCUGUUCAUCGCUUCUGUAUUUAUGUUGCACAUUUGGGGCAAGUACACUCGUUCAUAGAUUCGGCUACAUCCAUCUGUCUGUCAUCUGAAGAAGACAGGAAAAAAACCCCAACAUAUCUUGGACCAAAAGCAUAGUGAUUUUCUGUUCAUGAGAAAGAAAUUUUCUGUAAGCUUACUGUUUUACAGGGAACUUAAUGAAAAUUGAUUUUAAGGAAUCAUUUUUUUUCCUGUGGCUAAUAAACUUUUAAAUUCAUAUAC